GGCGCUGCCGCCGCGCCCGGAGCCAAGAUGGCGGCGGCCGCGCGCGCGCUGCGGGUCCUUCCCCGUGCCCUCCAUGUCCCCAGCGUCACCCGGCAGCUCCACACCAGCCCCGUGUGCCUCAAGACGCGGGCGGCGCGGGUGCGCGUGGGCAAAGGUGACAAGUUGGUGACCUACGAGCAGGCGCACGCCCCCCACCACAUCGGGCACCGCAAGGGCUGGCUGUCCCUGCACACCGGGAACCUGCGUGGCGAGGCGGGCGCGGCUCAGCGGGCCCUGGAGGACGCGUUCCUGCGGCGCUUCCUGGCCGGGACCUUCCCGGGGCUCCUGCUGGAGCAGCCGGUGCUGAAGCGGCGCGGGAACCUGCUGGUGAUCUGUGCCCUGCUGGCCCGGGCACUGCCACCCCACAAGCUCUACUUCCUGCUGGGCUACGCCGAGACCCUGCUGGGCCACUUCUACAAGUGCCCCGUGCGCCUGGAGCUGCAGACCCUGCCCGCCCGCGUGCCCUACAAGUUCCUCUAGGGGACACACCUGUAAAUGGCCCUAAAAACCCAUAAAUGUUCCUAAAAAACCCAUAAAUGUUCCUAAAGGAAUGAUCUGGAUAUCCCCUGUGUGCCCUACAAGUUCCUCUAGGGGACACACCUGUACAUGGCCCUAAAAACCCAUAAAUGUUCCUAAAAGAGUGCUCUGGGAUGUGCCCUACAAGUUCCUCUAGGGGACACACCUGUAAAUGUUCCUAAAAACCCAUAAAUGUUCCUAAAAACCCAUAAAUGUUGCUAAAGGAAUGAUCUGGGGUAUCCCCUGUGUGCCCUACAAGUUCCUCUAGGGGACACACCUGUAAAUGGCCCUAAAAACCCAUAAAUGUUCCUAAAAACCCAUAAAUGUUCCUAAAAGAGUGCUCUGGGAUGUGCCCUACAAGUUCCUCUAGGGGACACCCCUGUAAAUGGCCCUAAAAACCCAUAAAUGUUCCUAAAAAACCCAUAAAUGUUGCUAAAGGAAUGAUCUGGGGUAUCCCCUGUGUGCCCUACAAGUUCCUCUAGGGGACACACCUGUAAAUGUUCCUAAAAACCCAUAAAUGUUCCUAAAAACCCAUAAAUGUUCCUAAAAGA
This is a messenger RNA of Haemorhous mexicanus (house finch), 1106 nucleotides long. RefSeq names its product mitochondrial ribosomal protein S24 (gene MRPS24). Gene Ontology annotation, biological process: translation. The record is from RefSeq and is a predicted model, not a curated record. The coding region runs from base 28 to 519 and encodes 163 amino acids. The transcript has 5 exons. NCBI's taxonomy places the organism in Eukaryota, Metazoa, Chordata, Aves, Passeriformes, Fringillidae. Gene Ontology annotation, cellular component: mitochondrion.